Thunnus maccoyii (southern bluefin tuna) is the source of this 1652-nucleotide messenger RNA. Its product is annotated as lipase member H-like. The coding region runs from base 162 to 1517 and encodes 451 amino acids. NCBI's taxonomy places the organism in Eukaryota, Metazoa, Chordata, Actinopteri, Scombriformes, Scombridae. The record is from RefSeq and is a predicted model, not a curated record. Gene Ontology annotation, molecular function: carboxylic ester hydrolase activity; lipase activity. Gene Ontology annotation, biological process: lipid metabolic process. The transcript has 11 exons.
UAUUGCUUUACUGCUCCUUCUGUCACUUCCUGAAGCGAACACUGUCUAAAUAUGUGGAGUUACAAACAACGGAUAACCUGAAAUAUUCUGGACCUUUGACACACCGGGCCAGGAAAUAUUGUCCUACAACAAAGAUUAUUUGCACGUUACUGGUCUAAAGCAUGUCACUGUGGCAGUAUCUGACAACACUCUUGCUGAUAGCUGUUCAACUAUGCAAAGUUCAGACAUGCGAUAACUUCACAGAUCUAGAUCUGGCUCACUCAAUCAUAGGAACUGACCUCAGGAUUAGAUUGCUGCUGUACACCAAUUCUACUGCAACAUGUGGUUCACUUGUGUCCCACACCAACCUGUUAGCCCACCCUCAGUUCAACAUGUCCAGGCCAACCACCUUCGUUGUUCAUGGCUAUCGGCCCACAGGAUCUCCACCGAUGUGGCUUCACAACAUCACACAGCUGCUGCUGGUCAGGACAGACGGUAACGUCAUAGUAGUGGACUGGAACCACGGGGCUACCAAUGUGAAUUAUUUUAAAGUAGUGGAGAACACACACAAGGUAGCUGACAACCUCACUGCUUUCAUCAAAAUGAUGCAGGAAAGUGGUGCCUCUCUGAGCUCCAUCCACAUGAUCGGAGUCAGUCUUGGAGCUCAUAUAUCAGGCUUUGUAGGCGCAAACCUGAAUGGGGCAAUCGGAAGAAUUACAGCUCUGGAUCCUGCUGGGCCUCAGUUCACCGGCGCUACUCCAAACAAUCGGCUGGAUGCCAAAGAUGCCCAGUUUGUGGAUGUUCUUCAUACAGACAUGGAUGCCCUGGGCUUCAGAGAACCUUUAGGUCACAUUGAUUUCUAUGCAAAUGGAGGAGCAGACCAACCUGGAUGUCCCAAAACCAUCUUUUCUGGAACAGCCUAUUUCAAAUGCGACCACCAGAGAUCAGUGUUGCUCUACCUUGACUCUCUGAGUCGGACGUGCUUCACCAGGAGCUUCCCCUGCUCCUCUUACAAGGACUUUCUGAAUGGUAACUGCAUGAACUGUGAGCAGUUUGGAGAAGAUGGAUGUCCUGCCUUUGGUUAUGACGUCAUAGAGUGGAAAGACGUCCUGCUGCGCCUGGGGCAAACAAAAGCUUACUUCACCACAAAUAAAGAGACUCCAUUCUGCAUGACAAACUACAAGGUAGAAGUGGUGAUAUGGAACCAGGUGGAACGCUGGGGCUACAUCACUGUUAAACUUCAUGGGAAUGGUGAAGAAGCAGUGGCAACCAUCGACCAUAAAGCAUCAAACUUCCAGAAGUACAAAAAUACAUGGUUGUUUGCCCAGUUUGACAAAGAUGUAAAGUCAGUGAAUAAGGUGUCUCUCACAUUCUCCACUGGGAACGUGUUCAAGCCCAAAUAUAAGCUGCGUAUCCUCCAAGUCCGUCUCACACAUCUGGAACGCAGGGACAGGCCUCUCUGUCGAUACGACAUCAUUCUUGAGGAGAACAAAGAAGAUACCUUCAGGCCUAUUCCUUGUGAAGACUCCAACUUCUGAGGUAAAAUCCUGGAUCGUACAGAAAAAGAAUACGGACUGCCAAAGAAAACGCCAACCUGCCACAAUGUGACCAUUUUGAUCUGAAAAUGAAAAUGUAAUAUACCAAAUUAUGUAUAUAUGUUUUUAAGAGGAAAU